Molecule: messenger RNA, 600 nt
Organism: Arctia plantaginis
Lineage: Eukaryota; Metazoa; Arthropoda; Insecta; Lepidoptera; Erebidae
Source: the annotation of a GenBank genome assembly
AUGACAGGUGUGUCAGAGAAAACUGUAACGAGAAUUACAAAAGAAGGCGCAACAGCGGCGAGAGCUAAUGAUGUAUAUAUAUCGAAGUGGUUUGCAUCUGAAUAUUUUACUUUUCUAAAUGAUAAGGACAAACCUCUGGCAACAACGGAGACUGCUAUAACUACCAGCAACAACUUAUAUAACUUAUAUAACUAUAUUACAAAAAAUUAUGAACAAUUAGCCAGUGAUUCUGCCUCAACCACACAAGAAGUACCCAGUGAUUUGACUUCAUCCACACAACAAGUGCCCAGUAAUGCAUCAUCAUCCACACAACAAGUGCCCAGUAAUGCAUCAUCAUCCACACAACAAGCGCCCAUUAAUGCUUCAUCGUCUAUACAACAAACACCCAGUAAUUCUGCCUCAUCCACACAACAACAGCACAACACAUCAUUCAGAAAUAAAAGGCGCCGUAAUAACGAUGACACUGCCACAUUAGCAGAAGCAGUGGGAUUACUCAAGCACAGUGUACAAUAUCUAUCCAAGGAAGAAGACUGUUACAUUUCUUAUGGGACCCACAUUGCGCAUGAAUUGAAAAAUACGACUCGCGAACAUUUGCACUAG